AUGUCAUACGAAACUAAAAAACAAACGACAAAAAAUCUUUAUUUGAUCAGCAAACGAACUAAUCACCGUUAUGUAUUGAACGGUGAUGUUGAGUCCGAUGCAAUGCCAGAAAAUGAAGAACUUUCACGUGAUUUUGCUGAACAUAUGGUUCUGGAAAAAUCAGAUCUUCCGAAAAAAGUCGAUCUUCGACCAUGGAUGACUAAAGUUGAAGAUCAAUCGACACUAAAAAGCUGCACGGCGAAUGCUCUCGCAGGAGCGUAUGAAUAUUUACAUAGUAAAGCAACAGGACAAAAGAUUGAUGUUAGUCGGCUCUUCAUUUAUUAUAACAGUCGAAUUCGAGGUUUAUCACGUUUUGGUUGGUUAAGUGAUAGUGGUUCAUCUAUAGAUAUGGCUAUCCAAAGUUUGUUUGAAGAUGGUGUUUGUUUAGAAGAUAUGUGGGAAUAUGAUCGUUGGAAAGUGAAUGAUAAACCGUAUUCAGAAUGUUAUGAAGCUGCCAAAGAACAUACGAUUCUUGAAGCUUUGCAAGUCCGACGUGAUUUAAAUGUAUUCAAAACAUGUUUAGCACAAGGUUUUCCAAUUGUAGUAAGUAUUAACGUCUUUAGUUCAUUUGAUAAAGCAGCAGAAAGAGGUAUUGUUCCUAUGCCUCGUUCAUUUGAAGAUCGUCAAGCAUUACAUGGAAGACAUGCUAUUCUUAUUGUUGGGUAUAGUAAUUCAUCGCAAGCUUUUAUUGUUCGUAAUUCCUGGGGCGAGAAUUGGGGUGAUCAAGGAUAUUGUUAUAUACCUUAUGAUUAUAUAGCUGAUCCAAAAUUAACUAAUUAUGCUUGGACAGUGAAGAGAUUGAAUGUUGAAAGCAUGGGACACACCGGAUGGUGUAAUGUUGAUGGAGUAAAUUAUACACAACGCGAUGAAAAUGAUGAGUCUAAUGAACUUGAAGGUGCACGAAGCAAUGAAGGUGAUGAUGAAGAAAAUGAAGCUGAUAUGGAAGAAAUAGAUGAAGAUGUUGAUUAUGUCGAAUACGAUGAGAAAGCUGAUGAUAACAAUGAUAAUACGGCAAAUUAG
This is a messenger RNA of Adineta ricciae, 1059 nucleotides long. The record is from the annotation of a GenBank genome assembly. Lineage: Eukaryota; Metazoa; Rotifera; Eurotatoria; Adinetida; Adinetidae.